AUGCUUUUCGCGGAUGACAUAGUCCUGAUCGAUGAGACUCGUAGCGGAGUUAACGCUAAGCUGGAGGAUUGGAGACAAACUCUGGAGUCUAAAGGGUUUAAGCUGAAUAGGACCAAGACAGAGUACUUAGAGUGUAAGUUUAGUGAAGCACCUCAGGAGGCCGGCUUGGAAGUGAGGCUUGGUACCCAAGUCAUCCAGAAGAAAAGUAGUUUCAAGUAUCUUGGGUCUAUUAUGCAAGGCAGCGGGGAGAUUGACGAUGAUGUCACACAUCGUAUUGGGGCAGGGUGGAUGAAAUGGAGGCUUGCUUCCGGAGUGCUAUGUGACAAGAAGGUGCCACCACAACUUAAGGGAAAGUUCUACAAAGUGGUGGUUAGACCGACUAUGUUGUAUGGGGCGGAGUGUUGGCCAGUUAAGGUUUCUCACGUUCAAAAGAUGAAAGUUGCUGAGAUGAGAAUGUUGAGAUGGAUGUGUGGCCACACCAGGAGUGACAGGAUUAGGAAUGAGGAUAUUCGGGACAAGGUGGGAGUGGCCUCGGUGGAAGACAAGAUGCGAGAAGCGAGAUUGAGAUGGUUUGGACAUGUGAAGAGGAGAGACACGGAUGCCCCAGUGCGGAGGUGUGAGAGGUUGGCCAUGGAUGGUUUCAGACGAGGUAGGGGUAGGCCAAAGAAGUAUUGGGGAGAGGUAAUUAGACACGACAUGGCGCAGUUACAGCUUACCGAGGACAUGACCUUAGAUAGGAGGGUUUGGAGGACCCGUAUUAGGGUAGAAGGCUAGUAGAUAGUCUUAUUACCCUGCCUUAUUAAUAGUCGCAUUAUCGUAGUAUAAUUUCUUGUGCUCUAAUUUAUGCUAUUAUGCUAUUAUCUGUUAUUUCCUAUGCUUUGAUUAUUCUAUGUUAUCUGUGUCGCUUGCGUUACUUCAUUUCCAUAUCGCUUUGAAUCUCUUAGCCGUAUCUGACCUCUUUUUAUGUUUUUAUUGAGUCGAGGGUCUCUCGGAAACAGCCAUCCUACCUUGGUAGGAGUAAGGUCUGCGUACACUCUACCCUCCCCAGACCCCACGUUGUGGGAUUUCACUGGGUUGUUGUUGUUGUUGUUGUUGUUGUAUAC
Molecule: messenger RNA, 1103 nt
Organism: Lycium barbarum (goji berry)
Lineage: Eukaryota; Viridiplantae; Streptophyta; Magnoliopsida; Solanales; Solanaceae
Exons: 1
Coding region: 1-774 (257 amino acids)
Source: RefSeq, a predicted model, not a curated record